AUUUUGUUCAAAUCAAAUUACACCAUUAAUUUACUGCCAAAAGAAAAAUUACAGUUACUUGAUUAUUUGAAAAACAAUCCCUAAAUUUUAGCACUGAGUUAUAUGAAAAAUUUAAAUUUGAAAUUAGUUUAAAUGAUUCAGGGAUAAAAAAUUAACUUGAAUUAUUUUUCUACCCAAUUUAUGUUUUUUCUAUCUUUCAGGAUAUUUUCGGUUUUCAGUAAUUUUUUUUGGUUUAAUGCUGAUCAAACAAAUUGACAUUAUUUGUUUUAAAAAUGUUGCAAUAGAAUUUACACGCAUUCACCUUCAUCCAAUAUUAAGCUAUGCUUCAGAGCGAACCCGCACUCAUUGGCCGUGAAUUCACGUUCUUCGUUUUUAAUGAAACAAAACAAAUUCACGCCCUGAAAUGAAAAGAUUCAAAUCGUCGAAGAGAAAUAAGUACUGAUCACCAACUGGGCUAGUCUCAACGGCAAAAAGAACCAAUCUUUCAUGGUUGGUUAACAGAGAAGAAAAUGACACAGUACAUGCCAUUAUUCAGGUCUUGUUCUAGCUUAUGGUCACUCACCCAGCUCCAUGCGCACCUUGUGGUAACCGGCCUCCACAAGAACCCACUCGCCUCAACCAAGCUCAUCGAGUCUUACGCUCAAAUGGGUUCCAUCCAAUCUUCAAGACUUGUCUUCGGGACCUUCUCGUUUCCAGAUUCUUUCAUGUGGGGCGUGAUAAUGAAAUGUCACUUGUGGAACAACUUCUUCGAGGACGUAGUUUCUCUUUAUCAUCACAUGGUUAUUUUGGAGACACAUGUUUGCAGAUUCGUAUAUCCCUCUGUUUUGCGGGCUGUGUCGAGAAUUGGUGACUUGGGUGGGGGAAAGAAAGUUCAUGGGAGGAUAAUUAAGUGUGGGUUGGAUACUGAUACUGUUAUCGAGACUUCAUUGCUUGGUAUGUACGGUGAAUUGUGCAGUUUGGGUGAUGCUCGAAAGGUGUUUGAUAAAAUGGGUGGCAGGGAUGUGGUUUCAUUUAGUUCUAUUGUCUCAUCUUAUGUGGAGAAUGGAGAGGCAAGAGAAGGAUUGGAGAUGUUUCGUUAUAUGGUUUCUGAAGGGAUUGAACCUGACUCGGUCUCCAUGCUUAGUGUAGCAGAGGCUUGUGCCAAAUUUGGUUGUCUGAGGCUUGCAAAAUCUGUCCAUGGACAUGUAAUCAGAAAAGAAAUGGGAAGUGAUGGGAAUUUGAAUAACUUUCUUCUGAUCAUGUACAGCCAGUGUGAUUACUUACGGGGUGCGAAAACCAUAUUUGAGAACAUCAUUGAUCCAAGUACUGCUUCUUGGACAUCCAUGAUUUCAUCCUAUAAUCAAAGUGGAUGCUUUCAAGAAGCUAUUAAUAUUUUUAUCCGAAUGCAGGAGUCAAAAGUGGAACCCAACGCAGUGACAAUGAUCAGCAUUCUAAGUUCCUGUGCUAGACUGUGCUGUCUAAGAGAGGGAAAGUCAGUUCAUUGCUUUCUUUUAAGAAAAGUCAUGGAUGCUGAUAUGGACCUAGGGCCUGCACUAAUAGAUUUCUAUGCUGCUUGUCAGAAAAUAUGCUGUUGUGAGAAACUUCUUCGUGUAAUUGGAAACAAUAAUAUUAUCACAUGGAAUACACUCAUAUCACUUUAUGCUCGGGAGGGUUUAUACAGGAAGGCCUUGGUACUAUUUGCAGAUAUGUUGAGAAGAGGGAUAAUGCCAGACUCGUUUAGCCUAGCAAGUUCAAUUUCAGCUAGCGCAAAUGCAGGUUCAGUACAGCUUGGACAGCAGAUGCAUGGCCAUGUGUUGAAAAGUGGGUUGAUGAAUGAGUUUGUGCAUAACUCCUUGAUUGAUAUGUAUUCCAAAUGUGGUUUUGUGGAUUCGGCAUGCAUGAUUUUUGACAAGAUCACACAGAAAAGCGUUGUGGCAUGGAACUGUAUGAUGUCUGGUUUUUCUCAGAAUGGCAUGUCAGCAGAAGCACUUAACCUAUUUGAUAAAAUGUACUUUAAUGGUCUGGAGAUCAAUGAAGUAACCUUCUUAAGUGCAAUUCAAGCCUGCUGCAAUUUGGGUUAUCUAGAAAAGGGGAAAUGGAUUCAUCACAAGAUCAUUACAUGGGGCUUACAGAAGGAUCUUUAUGUAGAUACAGCUCUAACUGACCUGUAUGCCAAAUGCGGAGACCUUAAAGCAGCCCAAGGAGUCUUCGAUAGCAUGUCUGAGAAAAGCGUGGUAUCAUGGAGUACUAUGAUUUCUGCUUAUGGCAUGCAUGGUCAAAUAAAUGCUGCAGUCUCACUCUUCACCGAAAUGACAGAGUCAGGUAUAAAACCAAAUGAAGUAACCUUCACGAACAUCUUAUCUGCCUGUAGUCAUGCAGGAUCAGUGGAAGAAGGGAAGUUAUAUUUCAACUGUAUGAAACAUUAUGGCAUUGAGCCCAACACAGAACAUUUUGCCUCUAUUGUUGACCUUCUGAGUCGAGCUGGCGAUAUUGAUAGGGCAUACGAAAUAAUAAAGUCAAUGUGCCUUCCUGUAGAUGCUAGCAUAUGGGGAGCUCUGCUUAAUGGGUGUAGAAUACACAGGAGGAUGGACUUGGUUAGAAGCAUCACAACGGAGCUUGCGGAUAUUGAUACAGAUGAUACAGGAUAUUAUACUUUAUUAUCUAAUUUAUAUGCCGAAGAAGGAAACUGGGAUGAGUCCAGAAAGGUGAGAUCAAGGAUGGAAGGGAUAGGCCUGCAGAAAGUCCCUGGAUAUAGCACUAUUGAGAUUGAUAAGAAAAUCUAUAGAUUUGGGGCUGGAGAUACUUCUGAAUGGCAAAUUAAAGAAAUUUACGUGUUUUUGGAAAAUUUUCAAAGUUUGGCACAGGAGCAUGGAUGUGAAGUAGAUUGCUGUAGUCCAAUGCGUAAAGCUAGUAAGUGUUUUCAUGAGAAUAGUAUUCACAAGUUAGCAACCGCUAUCUAGAACAUUGCCUCAUUUCUC
Molecule: messenger RNA, 2957 nt
Organism: Neltuma alba
Lineage: Eukaryota; Viridiplantae; Streptophyta; Magnoliopsida; Fabales; Fabaceae
Product: putative pentatricopeptide repeat-containing protein At1g69350, mitochondrial
Exons: 1
Coding region: 510-2939 (809 amino acids)
Biological process (GO): RNA modification
Molecular function (GO): protein binding; RNA binding
Source: RefSeq, a predicted model, not a curated record